Molecule: messenger RNA, 3433 nt
Organism: Betta splendens (Siamese fighting fish)
Lineage: Eukaryota; Metazoa; Chordata; Actinopteri; Anabantiformes; Osphronemidae
Product: TBC1 domain family member 10A-like
Exons: 9
Coding region: 221-1627 (468 amino acids)
Source: RefSeq, a predicted model, not a curated record
UAUGUGAGCGUCGCGGAGUGGUUUAGCGCUUAUCGACUUGAACUCUAGCGGGCCGCCAGGAAUGUAAUCGUCUUAGCAACCGUAGCUAGCUGCCACGGUGGGUGAGCUAACAGCGUCUUCAUGGGGGCUUUUAAACGGUUAGCCAGGCGUUUGGCGCUGCUCGGGAGUUGUGUGUUAAUACUGUAGACGGGCGGCUUCUGCUGAGGUAAAUGUGGAUUAAAUGGCAAAAACCGAACCGGGCAAUGGACUUAAUUUGCGGGGCAGCACAGAGAAGCUGACAGAUAAUGGGAAAGACGGCUCGUAUGGACCCGAGCCGGAGCCGAACGGCAGCACGGGACCCGGAGGGACGCGGGUGGAUAAGUACGGCUUCACCGGCGGAGCCCAGCAAACCUCCGGGGAAUCCGCUGAGGACAUUCCUACGGAGGUUUUGAGGCAACGGGAGGCAAAAUGGCUGGAGAUGCUCAACAGCUGGGACAAGUGGAUGGCCAAAAGACACAAAAAGGUGAAGGAGCGCUGUCAGAAGGGGAUCCCUCCAUCCCUGCGUGGCCGGGCCUGGCUCUACCUCACUGGGGCCAAAGUGAAAAUGGGGCAGAACAAGAAAAGGUUCCAGGAGCUUGACAACCAGCCAGGAGAUCCCAAGUGGGUGGAUAUUAUUGAGAGGGACCUCCAUCGACAGUUCCCCUUCCACGAAAUGUUUGCAGCAAGAGGAGGCCAUGGGCAGCAGGACUUGUUCCGCAUACUGAAGGCUUAUACACUACAUCGGCCAGAAGAAGGUUACUGUCAGGCCCAGGCUCCCAUUGCUGCUCUACUCCUGAUGCAUAUGCCAGCGGAGGAUGCGUUUUGGGUUCUUGUUCAAAUUUGUGAGAAAUACCUCCCUGGAUACUACAGCACGGGGCUGGAGGCGAUCCAACUGGAUGGGGAGAUCCUUCACGCUUUGCUGCGCCGGGUGUCUCCCGUGGCCCAUCGUCACCUGAAAAAGCACAACGUGGAGCCAACGCUGUACAUGACGGAGUGGUUCAUGUGCGCCUUCUCAAGGACUCUGCCUUGGGCCUCAGUGCUGCGUGUCUGGGACAUGUUCCUCUGUGAAGGAGUGAAGAUCCUGUUCCGAGUGGGUCUGGUUCUGCUAAAGUGCAUCUUGGGUUCACAAGAGAAACUGAAAUCCUGCCAAGGUUUUUAUGAAACGAUAGAACUGCUCCGCACUAUAAAGCCACAGUACAUGCAAGAAAGCUUCCUAGUGGACGAGGUCACGGAGUUGUCAGUGUCUGAGAAAGACAUUGAGAAGGAACAUCAGAUUCAGCUGCGUCGCUGGAAGGAGACUCAUGGAGACCUGCACUGUAAGUCCCCUCCACGGAUGCACGGCGCCAAGGCCAUCAUGACAGCAGAGCCACCCAGUCGGCAGGAACUGAAACACAGGCCCACCAUCAUAGUGAAGUCUCCCCUGGCUCCCCAGACAGACGAAGGACAAGCAGAUGAUUUAGAGGAAAUAAAAAAUGAAACAAACCUGCCCCUCGAGGAGGUGGUCAAUCCAUACGCUCCCAUCUUCAAACCCUCACCUCUCCCCACGCAACUGGCCAUACGAGGGUCCAAAGAGAGUCUCAGCAGCUCAGAGCAUGACACUUACCUGUAGCAGGUGAAGUCUGACACCACCUAAUCAAAAAUUAUUCCUUAUAGCCUUCACUGACUCAUAUCAGUCAUGACUCAGGUAGGUUAAACUAAAUUGAAAUAUUUGCUGACCAAAUGCUGAUUCUCAGAAUUGUAAAGACUCGCUGUAAUGUGCAGUAUGUAUCUGCUAUUUACUCUACUUUUAGUAGUGUAGUCAUGGAUAUACAUGACAGUAUUUUUUUAUGUAAUGGGACUCAUAAAUGUGUAAAUGGCGGCAAUCGUGUGCACUUUGUGCCCAUGUCUGUGGGAGUGUGGAGCCAUUAGCUUCACGUGACUGAUAGCAUGAAGGCACUCACUAGGAAAAGCUACUGCUGCUAUUUGCCAUUUAAAUGCAGUGCUCUGGUUCUUCCCCUCGUUGACAAUGAAGUGUAAUUUAGCCUUAAGUGAUAGUUUGAAGCUCUCCUCUUCACACGGAAUUCUAUCCAGCUGACUUUGUGCACAAAAUUGCAGGUAAAGGUUCCGUCUGAGGUGGAAAAGUUGGGUUGCAAAUGUUACGUGCAAAAUAAUCAGGUUUCUGCUAGCUGCAGGAAAACAUCACCUUUAGUUUUGUAUCUUAGGUGAAUUAAAUCAUAAUACUGAUUUAUAUUUACAUUCAUACAGUCAUGGAUGAAGUGUUGAGUGUGUUGGAUGGAAACCUACUUUCUACAUCAGACUGUUGCCAGUGCAGAGAUUUACUGGUAGCGUUCUGCUAGACUCAGUCGUCACACUUAAUGUGCAGACGCAGUUUAUCUGCAUUUCAGCACAGUUUGUUAGUGUUGCUGCAUCCUGGAGUUCGUCUCUACUGCUGCUGAACACUUGGGGGCGUCCUGGUAUAAUGUGUCAGCCUGAGCUGGGAGAAGCAGUGAGCGGACACCAGCUGAGACUCUGGUGUGAAGGAAAAAAAAAGGUGCAGGGAUAUUUUUAACAUGAAGCCAAAGAUUUUGAAUACAUAUUUUUUUACAUGUGUAUUAAGAUAGUCAUGUUGGUUGUUGCCAGUCUGGGAGAUAAUAGGGUUAAUAUUUAUGCUAUGAAGUCAGUAUCUAACAUUAACAGUAAAAAAACCUUUUGAGGACGCUAACAGAAGCAGUUUUUGUACAAUCAUGCUUAAAGUUUUAUAUAUCAAAAUAUCAGUUUUCUUUUCUUUAAAUAAUGGGAUUUCUAUUUUUUGUUUUUUUACAAAGCCAAGAAACAUAAGUAUGGACUAAAUAUGAAGUCAGUAUGAAGAAUGAUUUAACAAGCAACAUUUUACAGUUACAGGAUAACAUUUGAAAUGCAGUCCACCUCAUGAGAAACAAAAAUAGGAACUAAACUACAUUAACGUGAACAUUUGAUGAUGCAAAAAUUUUAUGUUUAGAUCAUAACUUAUAAAACAAAUGACUUAUAGAAAAGCAACAAAUAUGAGCUCAGUGAAUUGCUUCAUUCCAGUGGACUAUGUAACUGGUUAGAGUGGUUGUGUAUGUUACAGGUUUAUCUGUCUAGAAGCCCAUAGCAUUGAACAAAAACACAUUAACCAGCAUGCGUGGAUCUGCAAAUGAUUCAUCCAGGGAUCAGAAAAACAGCUCAUUCCAAAGCUGAGGAUGUGUGUUGUCAACCAAAUCCUUUGUUGAUUUCUUAAAAAAAUGGUUGAAGCUCUUGUGUGUAAAGUUAAAUUGUUUUUGCAGCUCAUCCUGUUCUGGUAUAAAGGACUUGAUUUCUGAUAUAUUUGGUCAACUGACAAAAAUCACUUUCUAAUAUCCUUAAGCUGUUUUUGUACCGAAAUGACAUUUAAAUCAAUAAAAGUUUUGAUUUUGCA